CCACGCAUUUCCCAGCUCUUUACCUCUCACAAUGACUGUCCCCAAUGGCACCAAGGCCGGUAAACCGGUUCUUUUCUUCGACAUUGAUAACUGUCUCUACCCAAGGAGCAGCAAAGUACAAGAUCUCAUGGCUGAGCUGAUUGACAAGUACUUCGAAGAGCAUCUCAGCCUGCCUUUUGACGAGGCCGCCAAACUUCACCAGGAAUACUACACCAACUAUGGACUGGCCAUUGAAGGGCUGGUUCGCCACCACCAGAUUGACCCCUUGGAGUACAACGCCAAGGUCGACGACGCUCUGCCCCUAGAGGGAAUCAUCAAGCCCAACCCAGAACUGCGCCAACUGCUCGAGGAUAUCGACAGGAGCAAGGUGAGGGUGUGGCUUCUCACCAAUGCCUACGUCAAUCACGGAAAACGAGUCGUGAAAUUGCUCGGCAUCGAUGAUCAGUUUGAAGGCCUCACAUUUUGCGAUUACGCCGAAAUGCCCUUGGUCUGCAAGCCUCACGAAGACAUGUAUAAGAAGGCCAUGAGACACGCUGGAGUGGACCAAAUGGAAGACUGCUUUUUCGUUGACGACAGCUACGCCAAUUGCGCCGCCGCGAAGAAAUUAGGCUGGACAGCAGCGCACCUGGUGGAGGAAGACGUUCCAGCUCCCAAGAUUCAAGCGUCGCAGUAUCAGAUUCGCCACCUACGCGAGCUGCGAGACGUCUAUCCCCAGUUUUUCAAGAGCACUUCUGCUGCUUCCUGAAGAACUCAAGGAGCAUCGACUUGGACUUGGUGAUUUGCGCAUUAUACACCCUGCAAUUACGAUAAACUCCUUUGAUAGCCACAUAGACAUAUCCAAUACAUAUAGAUACCUUGGAAAUAGCGGAGAAUAACACUUUCUGGUCCGCAUUAUUUCCCAAAUCUACCCGGUGGUCUUGUAAAAGAGAACUGCCGAAGCCCAGUCAGAUUUACCCAAACGCCUCGCUAUGCAAUUAAAGCAGAUUGAUGAGCUUCUACACGUGCGGAAUAGAAGCACACGCGCAGCUCACGGCCGUCGCAAGGUGCGGAUGAUUGCGUCAAGCUCGGUCAGUAUGUUGUCCCUCUCCUUCAGCGCUUCCACGCGCUGAGUCUUGGCCGUCUUCAGGUCCUCCUCGAGGUCCUUGAUAUGCCGCUCCUGAUCUUGUUGACUGUUGUCGAGUCCGGGCAGUGUAGAGAUGAGGACUUCGAUUUGCUGUUCUUUGACAAUCAAGUCGCGCGACAGCUCGACCAUGCCGGCCCGAAAGUCUUGGGGAGGCAGUGCGUCCACUUCUCUUGGAGCUUGCUCCUUGGGCUCGCGGAUCUUGUCUUUCGGGCCUAGCGUCUGGAGGUCGUGGUGGGCGUGGACGAAGUGCAGAGCAGCAACGAGCUGCUGAGCAAACUGGUCAACUGCAUCUUGCAGCUGCGUGAGUCGGUCCC
Trichoderma atroviride IMI 206040 is the source of this 1437-nucleotide messenger RNA. RefSeq lists its product as uncharacterized. NCBI's taxonomy places the organism in Eukaryota, Fungi, Ascomycota, Sordariomycetes, Hypocreales, Hypocreaceae. Gene Ontology annotation, molecular function: nucleotidase activity. Gene Ontology annotation, biological process: pyrimidine nucleobase metabolic process; nucleotide catabolic process. The record is from RefSeq and is a predicted model, not a curated record.